ACCAGGAUCAGUGACUCACUCAGUGUGAAGGGAGAUCCUGUACAUGUGUACUGUCUACAUAAACCCGGAUCAGUGACUCAAGUCACACCGUAAAGGGAGAUAACGUGGUCCCGAAGACACAAUUUGCUGAAACCGCGUAUACGUUGCGAGUUGAUGCGUGUGCUUAGACCCGACUCAAUCGCCAGCUGAAAGUGGCUGCUUGUCCAACAAACGCUAUUGAUCAACCUGUCGUCUCCGACAUACAGGUAGGACAAGGAGCUUCCUAACUCCCCGGGUUAAGGCGGCGGAUAGACGACCCCAACUACACCAUCAGAGGCGUUAGAUUUCGUAGAUCAUGAGUAACCCAGUAUUAUGAGAUACUUCCUGCUGCUUGGACAAUCAACUGGUUCUGUAUGUCAAAACUUCACUGCACGUUGAGCUACCGCCUGACUGGGAGCCUGUCUUAGACCGACCGCGUUACAGACGAGACGCAGUUGCAAGGAGGGAAGGAAAUACAACAGAGUUUGGAUAUCACUACGUUCACAAAGGAAGCGUGUGUGUUCAGAUAUCACUGUUUACAAAAAAGAUUACACAGCGUGAUAUAUCUGCUAUCACAAAGAAAAGGUUUAUUGCUUGGAUAUCAUGACUUUCACAAAGAACGGAUAUAUAAUGUGAUAUAUAUUCUUUCACAAAGGAGGGCUUUGCUUGGAUAUCACUGCUUUCACAUCGAGUUGUAUGUAACCUUGAUAUCGUUACUUUCACAAAGGAAGGAUACAUAUCGUGAAAUCUGUGUUUUAACAAAGGAAAAAUAUAUGGUGUGAUAUCUGUGUUUUCUCUAUGAUGGGAUAUAUUGCGUGAUAAUAUUCGUUUCACUGAGGUAGGAUAUAUUGCUUGGAUAUAUAUUGGAUUAUUUGCUUCAAUCAUCACUUUGCGGACGGUUGGUAUGUGCACACAAACAUCUACAAACAUUGAUUCAUCUGUUUGAAAGACAGCCUGGUUAGUGUACCUUUCACAAAAAUGCUUUUCACGGCAGGAAAUUGAUUUGGAUAGAGUAUACCAAUCUGUACAUUUCCGAGAAGUUGUGGAAGUCAAUUUUGGGGAAGAGGUGAAAGGCAUUAUUGGAUCAAGAUGAGGCUGACAAUUACCUGCAACCGAACCAACGCACUGCUCUGUCUCGCUGUCCUAGCAUCACUCUGGACCAUUCUAUACUUUAACUUGUCUCACACCAACAGGCAAGCUGUCAACAGAAUGUCAAUGGUCUCCCAAGUGCCGAUAGGGGUUGUUGCUGUUGCUGCUGCUGCAGUCGGUGACAAGAAACCAGUUGACAAACCCGCACUUUCUGGGAAAAGUGACUUCCUGUUGAAGUCCGAACUCGUCGGCGCCACGGUGGUCACGAGGUCAGCAACAGACUGGUCACGUGACGAUGGUACGUGCGAUGGGGAUGAGCAUUACGUGAAGACCGUGCUUCAUUCUGUAGCGGGGGACCUGCCAAUCUUUGUCCACCCAAAGAAGAUUGAUGUGUGGGUGUCGGGAAAUGUCAUCGACGGCAGGGUGUGGGAGCACGACCAAGUCAGGAGAUUCCACGACAUUGUAAAACAAGAUGGCGACCUGCAGUUUGUGGAUAUAGGCGGUAACAUUGGCGUUUAUGGAUUAACCAUGGCCAAGCUUGGACGGACGGUGUUGUUUGUGGAACCCUUAUUAAAAAAUGUACAGAAACUGUGCAACUCAGUGCGCGCUGGGAAGUACCCGAAUGUUUAUGUAAUUCAUAACGCUUUGUCGUCGACCAGGUUCAAGGUCGGCUUCGGAACGUAUGAGGGAAACGUCGGCGGAACAUAUGUGAAAAACGCAUCGUCAUCAGGCGAGACAGCUCAGGCCGUGCUGCUCGACGACGUGCUAGAAGUCUUCAAACUGAAGAAAGUCGCCAUCAAACUCGACGUCGAGACUCAUGAAGCAAAGGUACUACUCGGAGGAGAUAACUUUUUCAAAUCGGUCGACGUGAGAUAUCUUCAGCUCGAAUGGGGACCUCACAGGAAAAACCCGGAUGGAAGGGAGAUAAUCGACUUCUUGACCAGAUAUUUCAUGAAGCCUUAUCACCCAGCUACUGAUCAGCUUCUGGACACGAAGGAUUAUAGUACAUGGCCCGGGGAUGUGUUCUGGAAGAAGACAACGUGAUAAUUCAGGGACUGACCAUUAGAUGAGUGUUGCAAGUGAAUUAAAGUAAUAUGUAUUUUGAAUUAUAUCACUAUAGAAAUUAACCAUUUUGUGACGUAAGUGAACCAGUUACGUGUUAGUGAUCCGUUGGUGGGGUGGGGUUGUUUAUGAUCUGAGGGAGACAAUCUGAGUCAGCGAUCUCAUGGAAGUCAGUAUCUGGGGAAGUAAGGAAGUUCCCUUACUUAGGUGGAAGCAGUUCAUUAAAAUGUAGAACUUCAGAAAACAAUAUAAGUGAAACAAUCUCAUUAAAAUCAAGACUCCAUUGCUCUCUGCGUUAAGAUCUGAUCUGAAUACUCAGGGUAGAAGAUGACAUUUUCGAUGCAUUCUGACUUCUGUAUUUCCAAAACGCCUGCAGCCAGGGUGCAGUGACCACAAAAACUGCGAUGUGACAUCGUUGUGAAUAUUUGCAACACUUUUUUAACGCCAAAAGGGAUAAAUGUCGAGGUGUU
Messenger RNA from Haliotis rubra (blacklip abalone), 2639 nucleotides. RefSeq lists its product as uncharacterized. NCBI's taxonomy places the organism in Eukaryota, Metazoa, Mollusca, Gastropoda, Lepetellida, Haliotidae. The transcript has 2 exons. The record is from RefSeq and is a predicted model, not a curated record. The coding region runs from base 1108 to 2151 and encodes 347 amino acids.